AUGAGUUAAUCCUAAAAUUCACAAAUAUCUUUGUCUCCCCAGAAAAAGUAAAAUCAUUAUUUUCCAGCUAUUUCUUUAAAAACCACAGAAUCCCCUUAUAAAGGAUCAAUUGUACAUUCUAAUUAUCUGUUUUCACAAAACUUAUAGAAUAAAGUCAAUAACAGAAAGGUGAAAAGGAACAAAGAAUUAUAGCUAGAUAAAGCAUAUACAAUUAGAAAGUACCUUCAAGUUAGUUCUUUGGUGCAGGGAGAUACUUAGAUGUCCUAAUCGAAAAUAUCAAAAAAUGUUUCUAUAACUGAAUAGAAAGAUAUUAGCAUAGAUACAAAGUACUCUUUAUCACCUUUGAAGCAUCUAACAAAAAUUGAAGAGACUUUAAAUAUAAUAAGUAUAAAUAUGAUAAUAUAAUUUAGGACUCUUAGAUGUUAAUCAUACUUAACCAGAUAUUAGUAUGAAAUAGUAAUCUCAGAGUUCUAUCCAUAAUUAAUGUAUUCUUGAAUUGGAUCAAGAACAAGAAGAGGGAGAUCAAAAGAAUUCUGUGAGAGUUCAAGAUUAAUUAAAAAUUUCUCCAAUUUUAAAAAAUAAUUUUUAAGAAAUUUCAGAAUAUACUUUAUCUAAAUCUCAAUCUCCAAAUAAACAUAAUGUAAAUUAUAUAAUUAUAUUUAAGAUUGUCUUGAAAAUAAAUCAAUAAAAUAAAGAAUAUAAAAAGUAUGCAUCCUAAAUGAUACGUAUGAUCAGAAACACAUAGUAGACCUUGAUAAAAGAAUUUGAUUUAGAAUAAAUAAAUUAGGAAAGGGAUUACAAAAUGAAAAAAAUUUAAAGAUAGAAAGAAAGAAAAGAAGCAUUAUAGAUAGCUUAAGAAGGAAUAAAAAAUAGAUAAUUAAAAUCAAUGAUGAUGGCAUUGAAAGGAUCAUAAGAUAAAAUUAUGUCUGAUUGUCCACUAUUUUUAAAUUUGGGAAAGAAACUAAAUUCAUAGAAUAGUUAAACAGCUGUUCAAAGUAGAAAAUCAUCACAUUAGAAAAUUUAUCAGUAAUUACCUUUUGAUAAAUAAUUUGAUGAUAGAAACUUUCGUAAACAUUCAACAAAGUCAGAGAUAUGUAGUUUAGAAACAUCUUUAGAAUUACCACUAUAAAUAUAAAAGCUUAUAUGA
Molecule: messenger RNA, 1147 nt
Organism: Paramecium pentaurelia
Lineage: Eukaryota; Ciliophora; Oligohymenophorea; Peniculida; Parameciidae
Source: the annotation of a GenBank genome assembly